This is a messenger RNA of Prorocentrum cordatum, 378 nucleotides long. The record is from the annotation of a GenBank genome assembly. Lineage: Eukaryota; Dinophyceae; Prorocentrales; Prorocentraceae.
GCCAUGAUGAUGGGCGGCAUGGGCGGCGGCAUGGGCGGCGGCAUGGGGGGCGGCAUGGGGGGCAUGUGCGGCAUGGGCGGAGGUAUGGGAGGCAUGGGCUGCAACCCGAUGAUGGGCCUGGGCGGCAUGGGCAUGGGCUGCAACCCGAUGAUGGCGGCGAUGAUGGGCGGCAUGGGAGGAGGCUGCCUCGGAGCGGCCGGCACGCCCCGCGGCGGGCUAGCGCAGGGCGCCGCCGCGGACGCGCCGGGCGGCGCCGCGCCGAGCAAGCCGGCGAAUCCGCUGGUGCAGGGCGAGAAGCUCGACCCUCAGGUUGUCGCGCUCUGCAAAGACUUCGGGGUCGAGGACCCGACCGCCUCAUGCGCAAGCUCAACACAGUGA